Messenger RNA from Eruca vesicaria subsp. sativa (arugula), 732 nucleotides. NCBI's taxonomy places the organism in Eukaryota, Viridiplantae, Streptophyta, Magnoliopsida, Brassicales, Brassicaceae. The record is from the annotation of a GenBank genome assembly.
AUGUAUCAUCCGACGAGAGGCGGUGUUCGUGGUGGUCGAGACCAGUUUAGUUGGGAUGAAGUGAAGGCUGAUAAACAUAGGGAGAACUAUUUGGGUCACAGUGUCAAGGCCCCUGUUGGACGAUGGCAAAAAGGUAAAGAUCUUAAUUGGUAUGCUAGAGAUAAGAAAAAAGGGGGUCCGAACACGGAUGCUAUCAAAGAGGAGAUUCAAAGAGUUAAGGAACAAGAGGAGCAAGCCAUGAGGGAGGCUCUGGGUUUGGCACCAAAGUCCUCUACAAGACCACAAGGCAAUCGCCUUGACAAGCAAGAGUUUAACGACCUUUUGAAAAGGGAAUCAACAGCCGAGGACUUGGGUGCAGGAAAGGCUGAUGCAGUGUGGGUUCACGGCCUUGGCUAUGCAAAGGCACCUCGACCUUGGGAAGAUCCCAGCACCCUUGCACCCACUCAGACAGAAGACGCAGGGCCAUCACGUCUGCCAGUAGAUGCACCAGCGAUCAAGACUGUUGAAAAUGUACCAAAAGAUACUGAGAGGAACCAAGAGAAGGAUAGGCACGAGGAAAGGAAGCCUGCGAAGAGAGAUAGGGAAGAGAGACAUGAAAGGCGUGAAAAACAUGAAAGGCGUGAGAAACGUGAGAGGCAUGAAAAGCGAGACACUCGUGAUUCUGAUGACAGGAAGAAGCACAAGAAAGAGAAGAAGGAUAGGAGGAGGAGGCAUGACUCUGAUUCCGAUUGA